AAAAACUGUAUAAAUUUAAGUAACUUUAAUGCUUUGAUCAUCACUUUUAAUAAAGAUUUUCAGUGAUAAUAACCAUGAAGUACUUCAUAGUUCUCGCACUUUUUUCGUGCGUGGCAUUUGUCAGCUCAGAUGAGUAUGACUAUUAUAGUGAAUGCGAAACAACUGGACAAGGAUAUGAUGCCUGGAAGAAGGAUGGAUCUAGAAUUGUAACAUUCGGAUUAUCCUGGUGCAAGAAAUCAUGGAGAAGCAAGUUCACCGUCAUUGAUGGCUUCCACGCUAACGGCGGUAACGGAAAUUGGGAAUAUCAUUAUCUUAAUUGUAACAAAUUUGCUGAUGGAACAUGUCAAGGAUUAUUCAACAAUUUCCUUGAUCAUGUUGAUGAUCAAUCAUUAAAAAUGUCAAUGAAAUAUCACUUGCCACGUACCUUCUGCAUUAAAAGAAAAGGAGAUUCUAUCAAAGUUCAUCCAAUUACUGAAACUGGACGAGUUCAUUCAAGCGAAAGAAAUCAUGACUUCUUUAAGCAUUUCAUUGAUAAAUGUAAUGAAUUUUAGAAGUUUAAUAUUAAUUUUAAUAAAGUCAUAAAUUUCAAACCAUGCUCAGUU
Chironomus riparius is the source of this 602-nucleotide messenger RNA. NCBI's taxonomy places the organism in Eukaryota, Metazoa, Arthropoda, Insecta, Diptera, Chironomidae. The record is from the annotation of a GenBank genome assembly.